This is a messenger RNA of Odontomachus brunneus, 2579 nucleotides long. RefSeq lists its product as uncharacterized. NCBI's taxonomy places the organism in Eukaryota, Metazoa, Arthropoda, Insecta, Hymenoptera, Formicidae. The transcript is spliced from 8 exons. Bases 227 to 2194 code for a protein of 655 amino acids. The record is from RefSeq and is a predicted model, not a curated record.
AGUUGAGAGAGUCGCGACAAAUGAAACAAUUUCUCAUUCGUACGGCGUUCGCAUUAAUAAAUCUCGAUAUCGAGGAAACAUGUGAUAUAGACAUGUAUAUGCAUAUCGCGCCGCAUACAUUAUUUAGGCUAAUGUAUCAAGUUCUGAUUUAAUGAAAUAACACAGUUUUCGUGCAUUACGUUAUACCCUUCCGAGAAUCUUGAUAUUCACAAUUGUAUUUCUCGGUAUGGUACGCGACGACGAUGCGGAUGCACUCGAAUUGCAUAUAAGAGUUAACAGACAAAAUCUAUCAGCAAUCCCGGAAAAAUGUAACACCGGCACGUUACGACUUCCUUCUGAUCCAUCUUGGCCUAAAAUACCUCUACGUCGUUUAACUGGCAACAACGAUGACGUUAUUAGACCUCCUUGUGUGGUCACUGUAACAGGAACUCCUAGAAGAAAUCGCAACACGGUACAAACCACCACGUGUCAAUAUCCCAAGUCAAGAAUAAGUAAUAAGUAUGAAACUUCCACGCAUGUGCCUGAAAGAUCGCCUAGUUGUGUCGAUCCGCGUUUUAAAAGGCAGGUAUCGCGACAUAAGCAGACUGGAAAACCAGAUGAAUUUUGCAAUGUAAAUCAAACGCGAGAGGAUAUAUCACAAGAACGCCAGAGCGAUGGUAUGAAGCGCGAAGAAGUUGCCAGCAAUAUCUGUACAAUGUCUAUAUCGACUAAUUCAAAGACAUUCAAGGAAUCUGAGAUUGGAAAAGUUACUCAACAGCACAACACAAAGAAUAUGCUUGAGAACAAGAACACUUCACAUUGUGACGAUGGAUGCGUCCCUAACUGGACGCGGAAUAAAGAGAACAUCAAUAAUAAUAAUAAUUUAAACAUUCAUAAGAUUUCGCUCGAUCAAAAUCGUUAUGGGAACUUGAAUACAAGAGGUAACGUGAGCGACGCGAGAAGUUACGAAAAUGCCUCAAAUUUAAAUGUCACUGGAAAGUUCGGAAACGCGCAAGGACACAAAGACGAUUCAAGAAGUAAUCAUACGUUGCAGCAUUGUUCGCAUUCCGCAUUAUCCACAUUCGAGCGAAAAGUAUCGAGUGAGAAAGUCGGAACACCGGAGAGUCGUUCGCGUUGUUCGUGCGUAAAGGCGAACGUAUUAAGUGACAAAGCGUUGCAAGAAGAUAUGCAAGUUACAGGCGAGGAACGUCAGAAGAGUUGCGAAAGCAAGGCGAAAUCACGGCACAGGGAGGUGUGUUACAACUCGCGACGUAAAACGGCAAAUCCGAUAAAUCUGUCGCGAAAAGCCAAGUCGUUCUUUCGGAGAAGAUCUCGUUUGGCGACUACGGACUCCGACUGCACUCUGAUGUUGCCCGGCCCUCGUCGCAUUAAAAGCAAACAAUACCGGUACGAAAGAACUCGCGAUCGUUUAAAGAUAAGUCAGUUGUCGCGUCGAAGAAAUUGGAUGAACUGUAUGAAUCCGAUACGAAAGAAAUCCUAUACGUCGAAGCGAAGUCGAGUGAACCGAAGUCGUUUGUUGACGAAUCUACGCGCGGACAAUCCGUUCGAGCAGCCAUUGUUCAUCCCUUUGGAAACUCAAGAGCUCUUGAACAAAAGUUACUGGGAGUAUUAUAGGAAACUCAGGAAAAUCGCGUUGACUGUGCCGGAUACCGUGCGAGAAGAGGAUAAACGUUCCAGUGAGUCUCGAAGUCGCGUGAAUCUGCCUGUAUCCCGAACGUUGCAACAAUGUUCUGUGCUCUCUUGCAUGAUUAACAACACGCUAAUUUAUUACCUCUCUGCUAGAGAUACAUCUGAGAAAGUAUUUCAAAAUCCAGCGACUGCUGUCGAGAGAUCGUUGUCGGAUCCGACCGCAAAUGGAUCGAAAACGCGCGAGAACGUCUGCGAAGCUUUCGGCUUAUCAUCGACGCGUGUGAAGAGGAUUAAACGAAAGAGGACUAAUCAUGCGAGCAAACGAUUGUUCGGUCUCAAAGCUAUAGUGUUUCUCGUUGUCAUGGUGUACGUUGCGAUCAUAUUCUUGCCUAUGAUGUACGACUACUUGAUGCUCGACGAGGAACACGACGAUUACGAGGACGUGAAUUACGUCGCAUUGACUCUUGAAUAUAUCGCCUCGUCGUUCGAAGAAGCCUUCGAUGAGAUAGUCGACGUUGUGAAUACCAUUUUCCUGCGUUCAGUACGCUUCAAUCGAGAGUUGUAAUUUCUGACUCGCUUAUGAAUUCGAUAAAUUCGUUAUUAGAUCGUACUACACUCGCAAAAAUAACGUUCUACAGCUUUGUAUGAUUUUCAGCGUUCGUGUGGAAAAUAUAACGACGUUGCGUGAAUUCACGUUUAACGCGACGCAUUUUAUAUAUUUCGCGUUGUUUCGCUUCAAUGUUUCGUGCAACCAUCACAAGCCGAUUGCAUAUUCCUUUAUUUAUAUAUUCUAAUUUUUGUGAUUUAUGUAUCUUCUCUACACCGAGUUCUUUAUACCUUCUAAUGGUACUUCUUACAAGCGCAUACAAUUGUAUACACGACUAUAUAUUUGCGAUUAAACUUUGGAUGAUUGUCGUUAACUUUCGACAUUGUGUCACUUUUUGAAUAAA